Messenger RNA from Oryzias latipes (Japanese medaka), 2009 nucleotides. It is a transcript of the gene draxina, whose product is annotated as dorsal inhibitory axon guidance protein a. The record is from RefSeq and is a predicted model, not a curated record. NCBI's taxonomy places the organism in Eukaryota, Metazoa, Chordata, Actinopteri, Beloniformes, Adrianichthyidae. Gene Ontology annotation, biological process: Wnt signaling pathway; axon guidance. Gene Ontology annotation, cellular component: extracellular region.
UCAUCAGUCCCGUCGCUGACGCACGCGCUCGGCGGCGCGCGCUGGGACCUGCUCUCCUCCUCUUCUACUCCUCCUCCUCCUCCUCUCUUGUGAAGCAGAGUCCGGACUCUCAGCACAUCACUGGGGUCGGACAUCGGAGGCUCAUUUCCCCCUGAAGCCACAUGACCACGCGCCGCACCGGACCCAGGAACACCGGAGCACCGGAGGAAGGAACACCGAACCGAAACUGAGCGGCGCUGUGCCAGGCAGAAAAAUGGGGCUCUCUGGGCGUCUGCUGCUGGUCUUCCUGUUUGCCGUCCUGUCACACGGCGCUGAGCCCGGAGCGUCUGGCAGGAGGAGGAAGGUGCAGAGAUCACCUGGAACUGGUAACGCCCUACAACACCUCAGCUAUAGCGGGGACCGCGGGGGGGACCGCAGGGGGGACCGCGGGGGGGCCCAAGGGGCCCGUCCUGCCACAGCCGGGAUGCUCUCCCACAGGUCCCUGCAUCCUCUGGCCCGGCCCGAGGAUGACGGGACGGGCUUGGAGGGUCUGAGCCCUGUGCGGGUGGAGGCGGGUCCCAGCAGGGAGCGACCUCGUUCACACGGUGCCUUCGGGCUUCGGGAAAACCAGCUUCUGGGAUCGUGGAAAGGGGCGGGGCUCAGCUCUGAGCUGAAGAAACCUGGGGGCCGGCGGGACAAAAGGCGGCACAGAAAAGGGUUUCCGCCGGAGUCUGAGCUAAAAUCUGAGGUGGGGGCAAGAGACCAGGAUCCUCCUUCUUCCUCCUCUUCCUCUAUGUCCUCCGCCUCCCUUGGCCUGACCCAACCCAUUGAACCCCCCUCCCCCAUCAUUAGUGUCUCUGGCUUGGGCUCCUCCACUGUUACCACAGCAACCACCGAGCAACCCCCCACGCUGCUGCCAGCCUCCUCCAAACCGCAGAAAUCCGGACGAGGAAAAGGACAAGCAGAAGUGAUGCCGACGUUGGACAUGGCGCUGUUUGACUGGACAGACUAUGAGGACAUGAAACCUGCAGAAACCUGGCCGUCCUCCAAGAAGAAAGACAAAAGGAGGAGUAAGAACCUGAGCAGUGGAAACGUGACUCUGGACGCCGACGCCGCCGAGCCGUGCGACCAUCACCUGGACUGCCUCCCAGGUUCUUGCUGUGACCUGAGGCAGCAUGAGUGCAGAGCUCACAACAGAGGGCUGAACAACAAAUGCUACGAUGACUGCAUGUGUGAGGAAGGCUUUCGCUGUUAUGCUAAGUUCCACCGGAAGCGGCGUGUGACCAGGAGGCGGGGUCGCUGCGUGGUGCCAGACUCCGUCAGCAGUGACCAAGGGGGCUUCAUCACUAUAUGAGGAGGAGGAGGAGGGAGAGCAGGAAACGACCACGGGGACUCUGACGGGACAUCAAUAACCCGACUGACGGACCAAAUCCGGUCCUGCUUUUGGAUCCAUCAACGGAUGAAAUCCAUCCGUUUGUUUCUUCCAGUUCGAUUCGUUCACAACAGCAGCUCUCAGAAAGUUUAUCUGUCAGAUGAUUUUGAUGUCAGAUCAGGAAAUGUUCCUUAUUGCUGCUAUUUUUUUUCUUUUUUCUUUUUUUGCUAUAGGUCUAAUUUUAUUGGAUUUAAAAAAGCGACAUUUUAUCUUUUAUUUUGAAAUGUGUCACUUCCUGUUUCCAGUUGAAACUUCCGUUCUCAUUCUCGUUCUUGUCUUGGAUGUUCUAGGUUAGAUUGUGUUCCUGCUUCACUUUUAAAGUUUAAAAACGUUCGUCUUUUCUCUUCAUCUCCUAAAGUGUCCAAAAAUAAUGUCCUCAAUGCUCGCCGUCCGUCUUUUCAUGCUAAUCUAGAGUUAGUCACAGGGCCAAGGACAUUUAUUCCUUUUUUCUAUGAUGUUGUUAUUUAAGGCAAACAAAAACAGCUGAUAGGGGUGCAUGAAAAGGUCUUUUAAAACCGUUUUUGGUAUUUUGAAAUUCAUUUGACUGAUGAUUAAUCAUCAGAACAGCAGUUGAAUUAAAGUUGUCCAUUUAACUGUU